UUUUUGCGUCGCCUGAAUGACGUCCUCUUUUCGUGCCCUCAGAGAGAGGAUCGGAAAUUAAGCUCCAGCAUCCAUCGAUAAACCACAAUGGCCGAGGAAGGCAUCGCAGCCGGAGGUGUGAUGGAUGUGAACACCGCUCUCCCAGAAGUGCUGAAGACCGCACUCAUCCACGACGGCUUGGCCCGCGGGAUCCGUGAAGCCGCCAAGGCGCUGGACAAGCGUCAGGCCCAUCUCUGCGUUCUUGCCGCCAACUGCGACGAGCCCAUGUACGUGAAGCUAGUGGAAGCCCUGUGUGCUGAGCACCAGAUCAACCUCAUCAAGGUUGAUGACAACAAAAAACUGGGCGAGUGGGUGGGCCUCUGCAAGAUUGACCGGGAAGGCAAGCCCCGCAAGGUGGUUGGCUGCAGCUGUGUCGUUAUCAAGGACUACGGCAAGGAGUCGCAGGCCAAGGAUGUCAUUGAGGAGUACUUCAAGUCAAAGAAAUAAGAUGUGAAUAAAAGCUUGGAAUUGUUUGAAAA
This is a messenger RNA of Scleropages formosus (Asian bonytongue), 518 nucleotides long. RefSeq names its product ribosomal protein S12 (gene rps12). The transcript has 6 exons. The record is from RefSeq and is a predicted model, not a curated record. Lineage: Eukaryota; Metazoa; Chordata; Actinopteri; Osteoglossiformes; Osteoglossidae. Gene Ontology annotation, cellular component: ribosome. Gene Ontology annotation, biological process: translation. Gene Ontology annotation, molecular function: structural constituent of ribosome. The coding region runs from base 88 to 486 and encodes 132 amino acids.